AUGGGCUCCUCGCGGGCACCCCAGAUGGGGCGUGUGGGAGGGCAAGGAAUGAUGGCAUUGCUGCUGGCUGGUCUCCUCCUGCCAGGGACCUUGGCUAAGAGCAUCGGGACCUUCUCAGACCCCUGCAAGGACGUGCGUAUCACCUCCCCCAAUGACCCCUGUCUCAUUGGGAAGAGUGGUUCCAGUAGCUUCAGUGGCCACAGUGGCUCCAGCAGCUCCAGCAGUUCCAUUUCCGGUUCCAGUGGCUCCAGUGGCAGCUCUGGUGGUGGCCCCAGUGGUUCUGGUGUCUCCAGUGGUGGCUCCAGCGGAUCCAGUGUCGCCCAGGGUGGUUCUUCAGGAUCUUCGUUAUUUAAGCCAGGAACAGGGUAUUCCCAGAUCAGCUACUCCUCAGAAUCCAGCUCCUCCCAGUUGGGAAGCAGCUCCUCCCAAUCAGGAAGCAGCAGCAGCUCCUCCCAGUCGGGACGCGGCAGUUCCCAGCCAGGGUCUGGCUCAGCUCUACCAAUCAGUGGUGAUUCUUCCCGCUUACUAAUAAGCUCUUCCCAGUCUGGAGAAGGCUCAAGCUCAUCUGUUUCCCAAACUUCCUGGAUAUCCAGCAGCGGUGGCCAAAGAGUCAACUCUAACUUACGCCCUUGUAGUUCAGAUGUCUCCGACUCUCCCUGCAGUGGGGGGCCCAUCGUCUCACACUCAGGCUCCUACAUCUCCAGCUCCCACUCCGUGUCAGGGGGUCAAAGGCCAGUGGUGGUGGUGGUGGAGCAGCAUGGCUCUGGUGGCCCUGGAUUGGCUCAAGGUUCCCCCUGUAGCAGUGGUGGCCUUCCAGGCAAGCCCUGCCCCCCUAUCACCUCUGUAGACAAAUCCUAUGGCAGCUAUGAGGUGGUGGGUGGCUCCUCUGACAGUUAUCUGGUCCCAGGCAUGACGUACAGUGGGGGCAAAAUCUACCCUGUGGGCUACUUCACCAAAGAUAAUCCUGUCAAAGGCUCUCCAGGGGUCCCCUCCUUUGCAGCUGGGCCCCCCAUCUCUGAGGGCAAAUACUUCUCCAGCAAUCCCAUCAUCUCCAGCCACAGCUCUUCUAGUUCCAACAUCUACCCAUCAGGAGCUUCCUCGGCUAUUGUGUUCCAGCCAGUGGGCUCUGGUGGGGUUCAGCCUUGUGGUGUUGGCUCUAAGGGGCCCUGCUCCCUCUCCAGUUCUGGAGUCCACAGCAGUUCUAGCGUUUCCAGCAGUUCAUCCUUCCAUCCCUGUGGCAGUGUUUCACAGGGGCCCUGCUCCCCACCAGGCACUGGCUCCUUUAGUGGCAGCUCCAGCUCCCAAUCCAGUGGAAAAAUCAUCCUUCAGCCCUGCGGCAGCAAGUCCAGCUCUUCUGGUCACCCUUGCAUUUCUGUCUCCUCCUCAACAUUGAGUGGGGGUCCCGAUGGUUCUCCCCAACCUGAUCCUUCAGCUGGUGCCAAGCCCUGUGGCUCCGGCAGCUCUGGAAAGAUCCCCUGCCGAUCCAUCCGGGACAUCCUGGCCCAAGUGAAGCCUUUGGGACCCCAGCUAGCUGACCCUGAAGUUUUCUUACCCCAAGGAGAGGUACUUGACAGUCCAUAA
Lynx canadensis (Canada lynx) is the source of this 1581-nucleotide messenger RNA. It is a transcript of the gene CDSN, whose product is annotated as corneodesmosin. The coding region runs from base 1 to 1581 and encodes 526 amino acids. Gene Ontology annotation, molecular function: protein homodimerization activity. NCBI's taxonomy places the organism in Eukaryota, Metazoa, Chordata, Mammalia, Carnivora, Felidae. Gene Ontology annotation, biological process: cell-cell adhesion; skin morphogenesis. The record is from RefSeq and is a predicted model, not a curated record. The transcript is spliced from 2 exons.